Messenger RNA from Lytechinus variegatus (green sea urchin), 2712 nucleotides. RefSeq names its product dual specificity protein phosphatase 3-like. The transcript has 5 exons. NCBI's taxonomy places the organism in Eukaryota, Metazoa, Echinodermata, Echinoidea, Temnopleuroida, Toxopneustidae. The coding region runs from base 160 to 717 and encodes 185 amino acids. Gene Ontology annotation, cellular component: cytoplasm. The record is from RefSeq and is a predicted model, not a curated record. Gene Ontology annotation, molecular function: MAP kinase phosphatase activity; protein tyrosine/serine/threonine phosphatase activity. Gene Ontology annotation, biological process: negative regulation of MAPK cascade; protein dephosphorylation.
CUCCAUCACGCCUGAGCCGUGCCAGCGCCAGCCCAGCUCCGGGGUGCACUGGGUUUUUAGCCGUCGGUGUAUAUAGCCGGCCUACAAUUUGAAAGAAGCCAUUGGCAUUGCCAGCCUGAGUGAUCGAGUUAAGAAAAUCGUUUGGGAGAGCAUACUACCAUGGCAACAGAGGAAUCUGCAUUAUGCAGCAUUGAUGAGCUGGAGGAGAUCAUGAAGAAGGGCUCCAUUGUGAUCUCAUUACCACGGAACCCAAUCGAUGAAGUUUAUUCCAAUGUGUUUGUCGGUGGAGAGUCGUCUGCGACAGACAAGCAGAGGCUGAAGUCAUUGGGGAUCACCCAUGUUCUUAACUGUGCUCACGGUAGGAAGUUCUUUCAUGUGGACACAGAUCAAUCCUUUUACGAUGAUUUGAAGAUCAAGUUUCAGGGUUUAGGGGUGUCGGACUUCCCCCAAUCAAAUAUCAAGCAGCAUUUUGAGACGGCUUUCAAGUUUAUUGAUGAGGCAUUACAUCAGGAAAAUGGCAAGGUGUUGGUCCACUGUGUCCAGGGUUUCAGCCGCUCAGCUACGAUAGCCAUAGCCUACCUCAUGGUCAGGGACAAGAUGACCGCUCAAGACGCCGCUCGGACGGUCAGAGCGAAGAGAGAGAUCGGACCUAAUAAGGGGUUCCUGAAACAGCUCUGUGACCUCAAUGAAGAAUUACAGAGAGACAAGAAAGAAUGAAUAUAUAUGCUUUUUUUGCAACCAGCUCCUGCAGAUAGAGGACAUCGAUCACCAAGACAUAUAACAAGGCCUGCAUAUAAGCUAUAGUGUCAUAGAAGUGAGCUCCUGAGGCUUAGAAUUAGAUGUGACAUAUCAGUCGUGUGAAUUUGAUUGCUUGUAAGCAGAAGUAUGUGAUGUAACCUGAUGUAUCUGCAUGCACAAGGUAAUCAACCAAAAAUGUUCCAUCUCUAUUAUGGUCAAGGUAAAAGCCAAUAUAUAUAUAUACACCAGGGGCCCAUUGCAGAAAGAGUUGCAAUCAAUCGCAACUCUAAAAAUCAUGCGCAACUUGAUUUUAAACCAAUCAACAGCGCGCAUUUUAGACUUGCGAUUGAUUUUUUGGCUUGCGUUUAAACACAACUCUUUCUGCAACGGGCCACAGACCUGCCAACCUUCUGCAAAAAAAGUAUUAUAAGAAGAAAAAAAUUGAACAAAAAUUUUUUUUUAAAUUUUGUCUCAACAUAACAAUCACCAGCCUGUGGAAGUGCGAUUGUUGAAAAAAACAUGUCAAAUGAGCAAUGACUCAAAAACUUGAUAAUUAAUUUUUAAACAUGUGCUUGCAGGCAAGGAUUGUACUGUAUUACCUACAGUUACUGGCCCGACAGUGAUUUUUACCGGUUGGGGACCAUCGGAACGGCGUUAGUGUCACGCGCUAUGUAUAAUACCUACUCCAUGAUCGUAAAUUUUAAAGAGAAGUAAAAAAUCAUACAAAAGAAUAUGGGUGUAUUGGUGGCAAAGAAGAGGAACAAAUACUCUAAAAAUGGAACGGUUGGCAUGUCUGCAAUAUAUAUGCACCGUCUUUUGGAACUUCUAACAUCCCAGAUAACACCAAGUUACCGAUUCGGCUGGAACAUAGGGUCUUUCUGGCCCUCUUUUUCAUUGCCUCGUGUCAGUUUCCACUAUCUCUUCCUCACAAGGAAAAAAAUUCUCAACUUGAAAAUAAUCUCCAAGAUUCCCAGACAGAUUCUCUAUCAUCUCAGCAUCUGAUACCUUGUUGACCUUGUAAAGAACCAUGCGGAAAGACCCAGUGUUGGAGGUUCAAAAUGUUGGUAGAUUGGCUUUUACCUUGAAGAUAAUAGAAAUUGAACAUUUCGGGUUGAUCAUCUGGUGCGUGCAGGUACCAUACAUGAAGUUUUUUAUAAAUGAAAUCAUAUGUUAUUGUUCGAAAUUGACAUGAAAUAAAAUAUUGCGAAAAUUUGCUUUGCCCAAUUGAUCGUGGGUCCGGCAGCCGCUGUGCAGCGACAGAUCGACGAGGCUCUAUCGUUUUAAUCGUUGAACCCCAAACAGAGUAGCAGCAACUCCCAUCUUUAAACGUCUUUUGGUGUGAGACAGCCGGGGUUUGAACACUGGUUUGCGGGGAGACAACCUGGCACUGAUCACAUUCUGGUCACUAUUGAGCAACAUAAUUGUGCCUUGUCACAGUUGCCUGUCACAGUUUCUGGAGCUUGGGUCUUUUCUACACGGAAGCAGAGUUCCAUUUUAAGAAACUGAAGAUGUAUUUUGUCAAAUAUAUGCUAAAUCAGGUGACAGAGAGGUUAUUUUUAGCAAUGGAUGAUGGCCAACCCUAUAUGGUGGCAUCAAGCUAUUCUUGUAUGCAUAAGCAGAUAGCCCGACCCAAUAAACGUAGCGUUAGGACACGAAAACUAGCUAAAAAAAGAAUAAGGUAUGUCUGAAUAUGUGAUAUGAUAUACAUGUGAUGUUUAUGUGCAAGUUAUGUUACAUCAGGUUUCAUCAUGUUCAUCAGCGGACAAACAAUGGAAUUCACAUGAUAUCUAAUUCUCAUCCUCGGAGCUUACUUCUGUGACACUAUAGUUUCUAUACAACCCUUGUUGUAUGUCAUUGUGGUGAAUGCAUGGAUAUGUGCAGUGCAGUAUGUACAGUACAUUGUAUACCGUAUAACCCCUAUGGAUAAAUUACUUUUCUUAUUUUAUAAUAUAUUUUGACAAUUUCCAUAAACCC